UCCGCCAUAUUUUCCUGUGCUUCCAAUAUUCUCUGAGUGAAACUACAUUGGACAAGCAGUUUUUGUUUCAUUCUUAGCAAAAUUACGUGAUUAGAACUGUUCAACGGUACAUUAACAAUCCAUUUUAAUAUUGUUUCUUUAUGUGACUCGUGCAUUAUUCAUGUCCUUUUUUAAGCUUAGAAAUGCGUCGUUCACCGCGAGUGCAUUCUAUGUGUUAUGAUUUGUUUAUUGAUUACGAUGCAUUCAUAAUGUUUACUUACUGAAAACGUCUUUCGAUCUAAGUCAUAUUGUCAUUUAUUUGAAAUCUAAUUGAUUUACUUAAUUUGUGUAUUAAAAAGCUAUCAAAUUCAAUUGAUCGCUGUACGAUAUUUUUUUUUGAAGAAAAAAGAGUUCCAAUUUGUACCAAAAUAGAUUAGCUUGUAAAUACAUGGAUUAUUUUAGGAAACUGUACGAAUCAAAAUACAUGAUUUCACAUUAUAUUUGGUACAUUAUACAUGGGUCAAAUUAAGCAAGAAUUUGUGAAAGUAUCAUUUCUUGUACAAAUGUGAACAAGUUUGGAACAAGUUUUCCAAAAUGAUAGACACAUCUAUAAAUUCUUGUACUAAUUCAAAUGUUUCGCUUGGAAUAGAUCAAGCGUGUUUCAGUAUUUUGAAUUUAUAUAUUAAUCCUGUCAUCUUCUAUGCAAUAGCAUGGCAAGCUUACACAGGUACUGGUGUCCCAUUGGCUACUUUAGAACCAAAAAGUAAUACAAGUUUGAUAAUAAGCACAAAAUACCCAUUACACAUAUAUUAUCAAACUGUUGAACCACAUAAAAAUUAUGAAUAUUGUCACACAACUUACACCUUCAAGGAAUAUGGUAGUUAUGGAUGGAAUAUAUCAAAUGCUAAUAUAUGUUCUAAUAUUUAUGUAAUACAUGAACCAACAAAUAGCUACUUUCCAAUUUUGACAGCAUUUAUGAUAUAUAUGUUAUUAGCAGUCACAUGGACAACAUCUAAAGUUAUUAUACGAGUAAUAAGAGGAAAAUUGUCCCCCAAUAAUGUAUAUGAUGAUUUGAAUAGACUUCAAGAAGAGAAUACAACACAUCCAGUAAUUAGAGUUACGAAAUUCAGCAGUAGAAUACAAUCAGUAGACGCGUUUAGAGGAAUUACAAUAUUAUUGAUGAUAUUUGUCAAUAAUGGAGGAGGAAAGUACGUUUUCUUCAAUCAUAGUGCAUGGUUUGGACUUUCCGUAGCCGAUUUAAUACUUCCUUGGUUUGCAUGGAUUAUGGGUAUGUCAAUAACAAUCUCAAAACGGGCAGAACUUCGUUUAACAACAUCACGCGUUAAAAUAACGUUAUGUUGUCUUCGACGAUCAGCGAUAUUGAUUCUUCUCGGAUUAAUGUUAAAUUCAAUUGAUAGUAAAUCUUUAAACGAUCUUCGUUUUCCUGGUGUUCUUCAGUUACUAUCUGUGUCGUAUUUCGUAUGCGCCAUAUUGGAAACAAUCUUCAUGAAACCUCAUUCUCAGGAUAUCUUACUCCAGUUCGGCCGUUUCGCUAUAUUCCGAGACAUCUUAGAUAGCUGGCCUCAAUGGUUAAUUAUGGCAGGCAUUAUGACUACGCACACAUUAAUUACAUUCUUCCUCCAUAUACCGAAUUGUCCGACGGGUUACUUUGGACCAGGUGGAAAAUAUCAUUAUCGUGGAAAGUACAUGAAUUGCACCGCUGGCGCAGCUGGCUACAUAGAUAGAUUGAUCUUUGGAAAUCAUACGUAUUCUAGAAUAACAAACUCUAUUUAUGGUCAAAUCUUACGUUAUGACCCUGAAGGACUGAUGAACACUAUAUCGGCUAUAUUUAUUGUUUAUUUGGGAGUUCAUGCUGGCAAAAUUUUAUUGCUGUAUUAUCAGGGUAAUGCCAGGCUGAUUAGGUGGUUCUUAUGGGCAGUAUUUACAGGUAUUAUUGCUGGAAUUUUAUGCAAUUUCGAAAGCGAAGGAGGAGUGAUUCCAGUUAGCAAAAGAAUGAUGACAUUAUCGUACGUUCUGACUUGUUCUAGUUUUGCUUUUUUGUUGUAUGCACUUUUAUACUUUCUUAUUGACUAUAAACAAUUCUGGAGUGGAGCUCCUUUUAUUUAUGCUGGGAUAAAUCCAAUUUUUCUGUACGUUGGUCACGUUUUGACAAAAGAUUUAUUCCCAUGGGCAUGGAAUAUCGUUCAUCCUACCCAUGGUUCUCUUCUGACUAUGAAUUUAUGGACAACAACUUUAUGGGCAAUAAUUGCAUAUCUUCUUUAUAGGAAAGAUAUUAUCAUAACUAUUUAAAAGUAUAUCUAUUAGCGUAAUAAUAUUUACCAUAGCCUUAACAUAAAUGAAAUAUUUUUUUUUUGUGCUAUAAGACUUCCUUUCUUUUUUACGUUUGAUAGAACAAAAAAGAAAUGUUAGAUAACUGUAUUAUAGGCAAAGAAAUAUAAUAAUGCAAGAAAAGAAUUAAUAACACAUUUAUAUUUGAGAACAUUGUUAACAUUGAUUAAUAAAUAUUAGGGAAAAAGGUAA
Messenger RNA from Bombus terrestris (buff-tailed bumblebee), 2520 nucleotides. Its product is annotated as heparan-alpha-glucosaminide N-acetyltransferase. NCBI's taxonomy places the organism in Eukaryota, Metazoa, Arthropoda, Insecta, Hymenoptera, Apidae. The record is from RefSeq and is a predicted model, not a curated record. Bases 574 to 2289 code for a protein of 571 amino acids. The transcript has 12 exons.